AUGUCACAACUCUCUGUAAGACCACUAAAUGCACAACUUCAAGCGGCUGCAAUUAAAGAAUUGAAUGAGGUGCCCCAACGUGUGGCGGCCGACAUCGAGACAUUACGCAGCUGGAUCCAACAGCAGCCACAUUUGCGUGCACGUGACGACGAUCAAUUUUUGCUCGCUUUCCUGCGUGGCUGCAAAUUUAGUCUGGAGAAGGCCAAAAGCAAAAUUGACAAAUUCUAUACAUUACGCACCAAAUAUCCGGAAUUUUUCACCAUCAAUGAUGUAGAUGAAGAAAAGGUGCGCGAACUAAUAAAUACCGGCAUACUAGUAUAUUUGCCGACGCCGUUAAAUGGAAAUGGACCACGUAUUGCUGUAGUGACCGUAGGCAGUUAUACAGUUGAUAGAUAUUCCAUAGAAGAUGUUGCGCGGACUAUGGAUGGCAUACAGGAGAUACUAAUGCUGGAAGAUGACUAUGCCGUUAUCUAUGGUAUAACAACAAUAGUUGAUGUGAAAAAGGCGUCCACAGCGCAUUUAAUGCAAAUGACACCAUCGAGUCUGAAGAAAAUGAGUAUUUUCUCGGAAGAAGCUUUGCCAUUUCGCACGAAGGGUACACAUUUCAUAAAUAUACCAAGCGGUUUUGAGGCAUUUUUCAACAUACUCAAACCAAUGCUGUCGAAAAAACAACAAAAGCGACUUUCUCUGCAUGGCAACAAACUGGAUAAACUUGACGAGCAUAUCCCCUUGAAAUAUUUACCUAAAGAAUAUGGUGGUGAGAAUGGUUCCAUUGCAGAGUGCAUUGUCGAACUCAAUCAGAAACUCGAUAAGUACCGGGAAUACUAUAAGGCGAAUGCCCAAUAUGGUACGGACGAAAAGCUUCGUCUUGGUAAACCUGUCGAUUUCGAUCAACUUUUUGGUGUGCAGGGUUCUUUUAGAAAGUUGGAAGUAGACUAA
Bactrocera oleae (olive fruit fly) is the source of this 939-nucleotide messenger RNA. Its product is annotated as alpha-tocopherol transfer protein-like. Gene Ontology annotation, molecular function: phosphatidylinositol bisphosphate binding. The record is from RefSeq and is a predicted model, not a curated record. NCBI's taxonomy places the organism in Eukaryota, Metazoa, Arthropoda, Insecta, Diptera, Tephritidae. Gene Ontology annotation, cellular component: membrane.